Messenger RNA from Aureobasidium subglaciale EXF-2481, 651 nucleotides. RefSeq lists its product as uncharacterized. Bases 1 to 651 code for a protein of 216 amino acids. Lineage: Eukaryota; Fungi; Ascomycota; Dothideomycetes; Dothideales; Saccotheciaceae. The record is from RefSeq and is a predicted model, not a curated record. The transcript has a single exon.
AUGAGACUCAAAGCAUUCUUCGUCAUCUUUUCAUUGGGCCUUCCAGUCUACAUGGCCGCACCUGUUCCUCCUUGUAACGUGGCACGCCUCACGAGCGCAGACAUCAUCGCCAUGGCGCCAAAAGCGUCAUCUUGUGCCGCAGCACCUUUCCCCUCCGAGUGCGCGACAGCCACGGACGCUGCACCCUGGGUCAACAUGGCCUACCACCUCUUCGACAUACACGCUUUUGGCACGCAGGCCGCGUUGUUGUCGCUCAUGCUUUAUGAGUCCGGCUCUUUCAAGUACGACAUCAAUCACUACCCUGGUGUACCCGGUCAGGGUACUCGCAAUAUGCAGACCCCGGUAUUCAAUCUCAAGUAUGCUCGAUGGCUGGCUGCGAAUGUAACGGACUCGGGUAUAUCGAUGCAACAGGUGGAGGAUGCAGAGACAGAGGGACCAGUACAAGUACUGGCGCUUGUCAAUGGCGAUCGCUGGAGUUUCGCUUCGGCGGCAUGGUUUCUGGCGACACAGUGUGAUGAGGUGAUCAGACUGGGGCUGGCCGCUUACACGGAGCAAGGAUGGAAUACGUAUUUGACUGAGUGUGUUGGUACAACGGUCACAGAUGACCGGACAUCAAUCUGGAAGAAGACCAUCGCGUUAGAGAAGUGGUAG